AUGCCAAACUUAAAUGAAAGACAGAAUCUUUCAGAUGGUUUGAAAAAUGAUGAUCUUUUCAAGACAUCAUAUGGGGUUGGACAUCAUUGGAGACCUGGAUUUUACUUUCCGGAUUCUAUCACCAUGUUGAAACUUAACAAUGUAGAGCCUUGUGGUAUAGAAAAUGAGUCCCAAGUGAAAGCUGCGGAUCACUUUCAAACAACAAAUAGUUCUGUCCACGAUCAGAAGAUUCUCCCAGAAAUUCUAAAGAGCUCACACAACCCACCUCCACCUCACCACUGGGAUCUUCAUUAUAUAAAUGAUUUCCGUUCACGAUAUCUUGCCGGAGGGUAUAGGAGGCCUUUAAGUCCAAGUCAACAAACAACAGAGAUGAAAGAUUCAUUCAGAGGUGCCGAAGGCCCCAGUGAGUUGUGGCGCCCCUUAUCAAUGAAACCUUUUGAAUUGGAAAAUCACCAUACGGAUGGACCAUCAAAGAAAAUUAUCGCAUCUACGGAAAACCCGGAUUUAUCUAGGCGAAUACUGUAUCCUAAAGACAAAGAGAUAUUCAGGAAUCUAGAUCCAUAUCUCACAACUAAUAUGAAGGAUCACAGGAUGUGGACACGCGAAGAAUUAAAUGAUGUGGCGAAAAAUAGAAUAGCAACCUACUGGAAUUUGAAGGAAUAUCCCGAGUCAAAAGGUUUUGGAUUAUCUCCGAAUCCAUUGCCUAAGGAUGGUAUUAAAAAUGAAAAACUGCCUAUGCGUGAUACACUUCAGUUCAAAUAUGCCACAGAUCACGUACGUGUGCGACCGAUCUCUUAUCAUGUGCCACAUACAGGUCUUGAAACUACGUAUCAAUCAGAAUAUGCAAAACCGAACAGUAUAUUAAGAAAAGCUGAUUUAGUCUGCCCUGUGGAGACACCAUACACUCUACCAGGUACUGUUUUAUCUUUGAUAGUUGAUUAUAAGUAGUGAAGUGUUUAUAUCAUCCGAAAACUUCAUGUUAUUCUUUAGAAUAUCUUCAACUGUCUACAAGUUAAAAGCUUAACAGUAAACUUCGGCACACGGAGGUAUGUACUCCUAAUCGAUAUGAGCAGUUGAAUAAUGGUCAUUAGUAACCCAAAUAGCUAGCCAGCAUUUAUAUCAUUUGAAUUGAUUCGACUGAGUACAUCGCUGAUGAGUUCGGCUGAAAACGACAGAAAUGGUAGCCCAGUGAACUGAUCAUUUCGGUUUAGUUGGCAAGUGCAACAGGAUCAUAUGAGUGAUUUCCAACCACUUGUAUUACAAUACAUGAUUUCAGUAAUUUCAGUUUACAAUGGUAACUACGGUAGAAUUCCACCUCUGGUUUCACUGUGAACCUUCAAUUAUUCAGGUAAUGGAAGUAAACUCUGAAGCACUCUGAAAACUAGUCUCUAACUUAUAAAUUACAGGGUUUCUUCACUUGUCAGUCAACUUGAUUAGUAUAAUAUCUAAAAUCCUAUGUUCUGCAGUAUUAUGUGGAUAAAGUGGGGCUCAAGCAAAACAAACCCAAGAAGAUCAGUCAGGUUGCAGGCUCGGGCAAGGGUGCAUUGAUCAAAUGCUCACUCUAAGAGAUUUCGAACAAAGACAAUGUUAAGUGUCUAAAAUUUGCCGAAUUUUUAUACUCAAGGGCGGUUUACAACUUCAGUGAAUAAGAGAUGCUGUGAAAGGGUGUGACUGUGUGAGGAACGAAUCAAAAUAUGUUAUGCUAAUGAAGGCAUUCUGCUAGAACUUAUCCAGCCGCGCAAGAACUUAUUGGGACUUUACAUCCAAAGUGAUAAUAAUCACUGAUAUCUACCGUUCUAAUUUAAUUUUUCA
Molecule: messenger RNA, 1812 nt
Organism: Trichobilharzia regenti
Lineage: Eukaryota; Metazoa; Platyhelminthes; Trematoda; Strigeidida; Schistosomatidae
Source: the annotation of a GenBank genome assembly